Quercus robur (English oak) is the source of this 2552-nucleotide messenger RNA. RefSeq lists its product as uncharacterized. Gene Ontology annotation, molecular function: RNA cap trimethylguanosine synthase activity; protein binding. The transcript has 11 exons. Gene Ontology annotation, cellular component: nucleus. The record is from RefSeq and is a predicted model, not a curated record. Gene Ontology annotation, biological process: 7-methylguanosine RNA capping; 7-methylguanosine cap hypermethylation. NCBI's taxonomy places the organism in Eukaryota, Viridiplantae, Streptophyta, Magnoliopsida, Fagales, Fagaceae. The coding region runs from base 99 to 2294 and encodes 731 amino acids.
UUUCAGUUCGACGGAAACAGAAACUUGAAAACAACGCAAAUUUGAGUUGUCAAAUCCAGUCCAAAUAUUUUCCUUUCUUCUUCUUCUUCUUCUUCAAAAUGGACGAAUCCGAAGGCCUCGCUAUCAAAGCCCUCGGUUCUCUCUUCAAGCUCACCCAAGUCUUUCUCUGGGACGAUGGUGUUACUAGACGCUUUGUAACUAAAUCAGCUGAAGAUGAUGAUAACAACAACGAGUCAAAUAUUCUUUCCACAGCUACUGAUUAUGGCAUUUUGCCGGAAGAAACGGAGCUGAGUGAACGGAUGAACGCAUUGGGGCUGCCUCUUUCGUUCCACACAAACAAGGAGAAGUGGAAUGGAAUGGGUACAGGCAAAAGAAAGGGUACACGCAUGAAGCAUUCUAAAAGCCAUCAAGAUAUCGAGGAUGAUGCACUUGAAUUAUCCAAAGUGAGUGAGGGGGAGAUUGUAUCUCCUACUAUAUUUCAUGAUAAUACAAGCAGUUCUUUAUGUUCUAUGUCAAUGCUGGGCCAAAGUGAAUCAUCUAAUUAUGAUGUUGCAGUGGAUGCCAAAAUAUCCCAAUGCCCCUCUGGUGGAGGAGAUAAUUUAGCAAGUUCAACUGGGAUCACUGGUGAAGCUGACAAGGAACAAGUUUUUGUUGGAAGAUCCGACAUUGUGUCUAAUGAUUGCCAGGAUUGUGACUCUGUACACGGUUCUACUGUGUUCAAGGAUGACGUGAAAAAUUCAGCUAAUUUGACUAACUUGGAUACUGGACCUCCUGCUGUAAACCCUUUGCCAGAUGCUAGUUUUGACCAUGAUAAGAAACACUGUGAUGGAAGAUUACUGGAGUAUGAACGUUUAGAAUGUUUAUCAGCUGCUUACCAUGAUAUAGAACAUGAGAAAAAUUCAAAUGAUAAUGGCACCGAGCAGUCAUUUGUCCCUGAUUCAGUUGUAUAUACCCCUUUGUCAAAAAUGCUUGACCAUGAUAGAACCGACAGCUUUGAAUGCAAUGACGAUCUUGGGGACUGGACGGUGUUUUGGGACUCCUUUUAUAAGAGAAACUAUUUUUAUAAUAUCAAAACAUAUUCUUCAACAUGGAACCCGCCCCCAGGCAUGGAACAUCUAGAAUAUGGUGACAUUAACAACAAGUCGAACGAAGAGUCUACUGAAGCAACUGAAAUGGAUGUUUGCCCUGUUGUAGAGGUAACUGAUUUGUGUACUCUGCAAACUAAAAUUGACUCAUUUGAGGAAUCCAUAAGUAACGGUAAAUUAGGGUGUCAGCCACCCGAUGAGCUCUCAGUGGGGAAUGGACAUGGUGCAGACAACUCUAUGUCUUGUGUGGAUGUAACUACUGUGAGUAGAAGUCUUGAGCAUACAGAUGAGCUUUAUGAGAUUAAUGGAAGUUGCAUUGAUGUAAAUACAUUGUGUUUGUUACCAAAUGCCCUGGAGCAUAUUGACAGCUUGAACAAUACAAUUACUGAAGUAGUUUCUGAGUCUGGUUAUAUGCCUUUGGGAAAUUUUGACACUGUAACAGAUAAGAUAGAUACCCAUGAUGCCCUCGUCAUGAAAAAGAAAAAAAAGAAAGUGAGAAGAACACGAAGACAAAGAAAUGUUUCCAAUGAUGAUGAAGAGCUUCAAUUUCAAGGAAUUCCUGGAGAAUUUUCUGCUGAUAUUGCCAAGUACUGGUGGCAGAGGUACCUACUUUUUUCCAGAUUUGAUAAUGGUAUAAAAAUGGAUGAAGAAGGAUGGUUUUCUGUCACUCCAGAGUCUAUAGCUAGGCAUCAUGCAUCUCGUUGUGGCAGUGGCAUCAUAGUUGACUGUUUUACUGGAGUUGGUGGGAAUGCCAUCCAAUUUGCUCAAAGGAGCAAACAUGUGAUUGCAAUUGAUAUUGAUGAAAAUAAGAUUGAUUAUGCACAUCACAAUGCUGCUAUCUAUGGAGUUGAUGACCGCAUUGAUUUCAUAAAUGGAGACUUUUUCAGUUUGGCACCCAAACUGAAGGCAGACACAGUUUUUCUAUCACCGCCUUGGGGGGGACCUGAUUAUACUAAAGUGAAGACAUAUGACAUCAAGACAAUGCUAAAGCCACGUGAUGGAUAUUCUCUCUUUAAUACUGCAAAGGAAAUUGCUUCCAGACUAGUCAUGUUUCUCCCAAGAAAUGUUGAUCUCAACCAAUUGGCAGAGUUGUGUUUAUCUGCUCAUCCUCCAUGGGCACUAGAGGUUGAAAAGAACUAUUUAAAUGGCAAGUUGAAGGCAAUAACUGCUUACUUCAAUACUUCAGCAGUUGACAGUAAAUCAGCCUGAUCACUGAUGCACCGGUGGUGAGAUCAGAUGGUAGCUGAACUCCAUAUUAUAUGGACAUGGAGCACCUGUUAAAGUGGCUAUCUAGUUGUAGCCAUGGCGUAUGUACAAUUUUGUAAGUUAUUCUACAGCGUUUGUACAAUUUUGUAAAUUACUCUACGGACUGACUUUGGACAUUUGAUAGAUUAUGUAGUGCAAUAUUAGCCAGUGUUGGAAAGAUAUUUUCCAUAUAAAUUAAAGAAAUGUUAUUUUUCCUAUAAA